This is a messenger RNA of Volvox carteri f. nagariensis, 408 nucleotides long. RefSeq lists its product as uncharacterized. The annotation marks the transcript as partial. The record is from RefSeq and is a predicted model, not a curated record. The transcript has 5 exons. NCBI's taxonomy places the organism in Eukaryota, Viridiplantae, Chlorophyta, Chlorophyceae, Chlamydomonadales, Volvocaceae.
CAGAAGACUAUCACGCUGCCGCAACACCCGCGCGGUUGCCAUGUCAUCACACGUAAAAUUUACGAAGCACUGCCGGAGCUGGCGGCGUACGAGAUCGGGCUGGCAAACAUCUUCAUUCUCCACACGAGCGCCUCUCUGACCAUCAACGAGAACGCCAGUCCCGAGGUGCCCCUGGACCUCAAUGACGCACUGAACCGCCUGGCACCCGAGGGCAAUCACUACCGCCAUGAUGAUGAGGGACCCGACGACAUGCCGGCCCAUGUGAAGAGCAGCCUAAUGGGUCCUUCGCUGACGCUGCCGGUGUCCCGAGGUCGCUUCGCGUUGGGAACCUGGCAGGGCAUAUACCUCAAUGAGCACAGGAACAUGGGUGGACCCAGAUCGCUUGUGAUUACCAUUCAGGGGCAGCUU